Closterium sp. Naga37s-1 is the source of this 769-nucleotide messenger RNA. The record is from the annotation of a GenBank genome assembly. Lineage: Eukaryota; Viridiplantae; Streptophyta; Zygnematophyceae; Desmidiales; Closteriaceae.
GUGUGCGCGCAGUUCAGCGAGUUCCAGCAGUGCCAGCUCCUCCUGGAGCAGGUGGUGUGCGCCACGGGGUGCAACCCGGAUUCGGGCAGCUACUUCAAGCUGGUCAACGACACGCGCGUCCUGCAACGCCUUCUCGCAGACCGUCUACCAGACCUGCAAGGGGCUCACACUGCCUGGCGUCGCCACACUCGACAAGUUCUUCCCCACAGCCGAGCGCUUCAUGGAGGACCUCUUCGGCAAGGUGGGCACGGCCUUUGGCGUCUACAACUUCACAGUGGCCGUCACGCCUGACGACUCUGACCAAACCCAGUGCUACAACGGGCCCAAGAAGCUGCCCCCCAUGCCCUUCUGCUGCGACCCGCUUCCCAUCCCCAUUGAGAAGUGCCCCGCUAAGGUUAUGAACUUCACGGAGUAUCCCAAUAUGAGGCAGUAUAUAAACAGGACGGUCACUGACAGGCAGUGCGAUAAGUUCAAGUGCAGCAAUAGCGACGGCGAUGGCGGUGCUGCUGCUGGUGCUGGUGGUGGCACAAGCACCAAGCUGAAUGGUAUCACAUCACCUGCUGACUGUAUUCCUGCAAGCAACACUGGUGGCAGCAGCAGCAGUGGUGGUACUGAUUUCAGCAGCAGCAGCAGCAGCAGCAGCAGCAGCAGCAGCAGCAGUGGGAGUUCCUCGUCUGGUUCGAGUGGUGGGAAGAUCUCCAACCGCCUGCAUGUUACGGCUUAUUUCGUUGCUGUCGCAUUGAUGCUCGCAGUGCUGGCACUGCUGUGA